Messenger RNA from Quercus lobata, 540 nucleotides. RefSeq lists its product as uncharacterized. Lineage: Eukaryota; Viridiplantae; Streptophyta; Magnoliopsida; Fagales; Fagaceae. Bases 1 to 540 code for a protein of 179 amino acids. The transcript has a single exon. The record is from RefSeq and is a predicted model, not a curated record.
AUGGGCAGGGCUUUGAAUCAAAUUUCCAAGUCACCUUUUACUCUUAGGAUUGAAGGAGGAAAACUUCCUCGGCAGUUUACUCAACCAACAUUCACCAUGUACAAUGGUCGAACGGACCUUGUAGAAUAUGUGAGCUACUUCAACCAAAAGAUGGCCGUUCACUCCAGGAACGAGGCCUUGAUGUGCAAGGUGUUCUCAUCUAAUCCGGGGCCUGUGGCAAUGAGAUGGUUCGACGGUUUGAGGGAAGGUUCUAUUAUCUCCUUUAAAGAGCUUACUAGGGCAUUUGAGGACUUUGAUGAUGUGGCCAUAAGGACUUUCAAGGUCGACCUACCUGCAGAGCAUGACUUGAAAAAGUCAUUGACCAAGAAGCCUGUAAGAAGUAUGCAUCGACUUAUGGACCGUAUAGAUGAGUAUAAAUGGGUCGAGGAAGACCAACAGCAAGGGAAAGGGAGAGUUAAGGUUAUCCCUCAGGAUAGGAGAGAUUUCAAGUCGGACAGAUACAACAAUAAUUGGCCCAAAGAGACUUUGCGGGGCAAUUAG